AUGGCUAUGGCAGAUAGAAGACCUCUCGGGCUCCCAGUUACUUCAGCUCAAGCUGCUCCAGCUUACAACGUCUCGGGCCUUUCUAAGAGCCCCGACACCAAGAUGAAGUCGACCAUCUCCGAUUUAAAGGGAAAUCUUUCCGAGAUUGAUAUCACCUCAUUUACAACCGACAAGAGCGUUAGCCCAGCGGAGUUGUCGCCGACGCUGAGAAGCAUUUCGCCUGAUUCUUUGAUGCAUACAGGCACUAGUUCGGCUAAGAAAUCUACCUCUUCGAUAAGCUCAAGAGAUUCCACUCCACCUGUUGGUGCUUCCUCGUCUUUGGGUAGUUUCUACCCUAAGGCAAGCUUGAAUGGCACCACUUUGGGCAAAAAACCAAAGGUGUCUGCUCGUGUACCAAUUGCUACCGGAAUUUCCACUACAAUUCCUGUCACUGGAGAAAAACCUAAACCUGAUCAGGAAGGUGAUGCGUCGUUGGAAGACGACGUGCUCUUUGCUAUUUUCCUCAUCUUGUACGAAAAAGACCCAGAAGGCGCCGGAAUGACCGUUAAGCAAAUCUGUGAUAUUCUUGUUGAGAGACAUCCAGAAAUGGCGCAGUUAUCGAGCAAGACUUCAAACUUGGUUAGUGCAAAAUUGAAUGCCUACGUGAAACGUGUUGAAAAAGGUGACUCCAAUUUGAAGUACGCCUUGUCGAGAGAAUGGGCCGAUGCCUCGCCCAAAAGAAUGGUUUAUGUGUACCGUGGUCUUUUAACGAAGGACUUCCAUGUCCACGUGAAAAACGUCAUGGAGUACCAGAAGCAGAGCCAGGGAAACCAAAAGUUUGUCAACGGUCUGAGCUCAAACUUUUCCACAGACUCCUUCGAGGCGGCCAAGCAAUCUGCUAUACUCAAGCAAAGAAGACUGACUAUGUAUGAUUUUGGUCCCAACAGGCCUGCGUUCCUGGAAUCGUCUGAUCUUGCCAACUUGUUUGUCCCCUAUGCGUCUGCCCCUGUCGCUGCUAACAUGCCUGAGCACUCUUCUGCUUCUGGAAAAGAGACUGAUGAUGUGGCUUCGCCAGCACCAAAGGUAUCUGCUACACCAACUCCCAUCACAGAACAGAAGAAGCUCAACGAUUUGGACUACGAGUUUGAAGACCUAGACGUUUUCAACGACACAGAUGACGACUCUGCCGAUUUCAGCAUUGAAACAUUCAAGAAGAACGGAAAGAGGUCCAAGUCCAUGUCGUAUUUAUCCAUGACAAAAAAGAGCAAAGUUCUUACUGCUGCUGCUGCGGCCCCUAGAGCGCCCAAGACUCCUUGUUCUCACAGCCCGAAUGCUGCUGCUGCCGCUGCUGCGUUGCACGCGGCUGCGCUCAAGGCCAUUUCUGAAACUUCGUCUUCAGACAUGAGUUCGGCGAAAUCUUCUUCUAACAAUUCACCAAAGUCGAAACGCAACUGGGCGCAUGUCGUGCGCUCGGGCUUUUUGACCCAGGAGAUAAGUGCCCCAGAGGACCUUACGUUGUCUGAUUUGGACAAGUGGUUCAGCUGA
Clavispora lusitaniae ATCC 42720 is the source of this 1524-nucleotide messenger RNA. RefSeq names its product Gds1p (gene GDS1). NCBI's taxonomy places the organism in Eukaryota, Fungi, Ascomycota, Pichiomycetes, Serinales, Metschnikowiaceae. The record is from RefSeq and is a predicted model, not a curated record.